GAUAAAAAGUUAGCAUAAUUUUGUAACAUUUUGUGUUUGCGGCGAAUAUCGAGAGUGAAAGUUUACGACGGAAGACAAUUUUUUUUUGCAAAUUUCGGAUCAAAAAUGAAUUCAAAAAUAAUUUUCCAAAUUUUCACAAUUUUCUGUGUCAUAAUCGGCUUCACAUUAGCUGCCAAGCCCGUAACUCCCAAACCGACAGUCACUGACGAGCAAUUGGACAAAGCUUUGCAAGAUAAACGUUAUUUACAGCGACAGUUAAAAUGCGCACUUGGCGAAGUCCCUUGCGAUCCAGUUGGAAAACGAUUGAAAAGUUUGGCACCGCUCGUACUGAGAGGAGCAUGUCCGCAAUGCUCGCCAUCAGAAACGGUUCAAAUUAAGAAAACUUUGGUACAUUUACAGAAAAAUUUCCCCACAGAAUGGAACAAACUUAUCCAAACCUACAACGGUUGA
Culicoides brevitarsis is the source of this 450-nucleotide messenger RNA. RefSeq names its product ejaculatory bulb-specific protein 3-like. The transcript has 4 exons. The record is from RefSeq and is a predicted model, not a curated record. The coding region runs from base 106 to 450 and encodes 114 amino acids. NCBI's taxonomy places the organism in Eukaryota, Metazoa, Arthropoda, Insecta, Diptera, Ceratopogonidae.